AUGCGAGCCUCUCCUACUAACUCUAAUACUUUCACUUUCUUAAAAACUGGUUGGUUAUUAGAUGGAGGGAUAUGGGAGCCUCCUAAGCAAUCAAUACCUCCAUACAAGAGCAAUUUACUUCAAAAUAAAAACAUUUUUUUAAAGGUCGACCAAGAUGAUGUUCAACAAUCAUUUUUCUUGGCUGAGACACUCAAAUAUUUAUUUUUAACAUUUAGCGAUUCAAAUAAAAUAUCGUUAGAUAAAUGGGUCUUUAAUACUGAGGCACAUCCUUUUCCAAUAGAAAUUUAAAUUUUAUCAACUUUAAAAUAACAAUCAUUACUCAACUCUUUUUGAGUGGGUAGGUAGAAGUGAUGGGACGGGAUAAAUUUUCAAAAACCCGACCCAACUUUUUUUUACCCGUCCCAUCCCUGGUAUGUACGUGGAAGUCAUUUUGUAAAAAAUUUAUUCGAACUAAUAUUUUUUCCCCGAGUAUUUUUUUAAAAUUCUAUCUAAAUUUACUCAAUUUUUUGAGGUUUUGUAAUUUUUUCCUUUUCCCAUUAAAUUUUCUCUCACAAUUUGUUCAAUUUUUAAGAAUUUACUACUGUACAUUCUCUAUAUAACGACAUCCCUUCCAACACUUUUCUUAUGUUAACCAAAUUAUGUCCCGAACCGCAUUUGUUUUUUUUUUUCUCGCCCACUUUUCUUAUCAACAAAACGUUAUAGAGAGGAGUCCAUUAACCUUAAAAUGCCAUUUCAGAAGUCAUUGAUGUCUUUUAAUGUUUUUUAAAUGUUUUUUCAAACCGUAAAUGUCCUUUUACUUUCAAAUGUGUUCUUCCAUCUCAUGUAAAUCGAGUUACCCAUUAUCUCAAACUUUUUUCGAUCCUAGACGACCUGCCUUUUCUCUCAACCCAUCCCAUUCUGAUUUGGAUAUUUACGGUAUUUUCUCUAUUUUUCAAAUUUUUUAUACUCUCCUUAUCAUUUUUAAAAAACCGUCCACAAAAUUGUAGCCGUUCGUCCAUUUUGUUAUAUUUUUAAUUUUUGUUACUUAACUUUUUUUUCUUCCCCUUCUCUCCAAUACAAUAAAUUAAUUAUUUUUAAUUUAAGCACUUAAAAAUUAAAAUUAAAUUAUUUUUAAUUCUCCCUCCAAUAUAUAUUUUUUUUAAUUUGUGCCGCUAGCCAGUUUUAUUUUUUUAAACUUUCCGUCCAAAAAUAUUUGUUUCCUUUUGUUCAAAAAAUUUUUAAAAA
Molecule: messenger RNA, 1224 nt
Organism: Meloidogyne enterolobii
Lineage: Eukaryota; Metazoa; Nematoda; Chromadorea; Rhabditida; Meloidogynidae
Source: the annotation of a GenBank genome assembly